This is a messenger RNA of Syzygium oleosum, 1609 nucleotides long. Its product is annotated as transcription factor KUA1. Lineage: Eukaryota; Viridiplantae; Streptophyta; Magnoliopsida; Myrtales; Myrtaceae. Gene Ontology annotation, molecular function: DNA binding. Bases 302 to 1306 code for a protein of 334 amino acids. The record is from RefSeq and is a predicted model, not a curated record. Gene Ontology annotation, biological process: response to ethylene; response to auxin; response to gibberellin. The transcript has 3 exons.
AUAUGAUGUCUCCUCCUCUGUUCGUUGUUGUGGCUCCCCCUCUCUCUCUCUCUCUCUCUCUCUCUCCUGCGAAAAGCCGAGGAAGAAGCACAGCAGAGACACGAAGUAAUCAACCCUAAAACCCAACCCCAUCUCCCUCUCUCUCAGAUCCCGUGAGCUCGUACCGACAUCUCAGAUCCCCAAAUCGAGCUCCAAUUCAGAUCACCCACACACGAGCCAUAACCUUGUUCUUCCCGAUCACGCAUUCGACCCGGGGGGGUGGGGCGGGGGCGGGGGGGGAAGAGUGUUUCUCGAGCGCCCCAUGACGCGGCGGUGCUCCCAUUGCAGCCACAAUGGGCACAACUCCAGGACCUGCCCCAACCGCGGGGUCAAGCUGUUCGGGGUCAGGCUGACCGACGGGUCCAUCCGGAAGAGCGCCAGCAUGGGCAACCUCAGCCACUACGCCGGCUCCGGCUCCGGCUCCGGCGUCGGCCUUGGGGGCGGCGGCGGGGGCAACAACCCGGGCUCGCCCGGGGACGGCCCGGACCACGGCGACGGCUACGCGUCCGAGGAUUUCGUUCCCGGGUCGUCCUCGAGCCGCGAGAGGAAGAAAGGUGUUCCUUGGACUGAAGAGGAGCACAGAAUGUUUCUAUUGGGUCUGCAAAAGCUCGGCAAAGGUGAUUGGCGUGGGAUUUCUCGCAACUACGUCAUUUCUAGGACGCCGACACAAGUGGCGAGCCAUGCUCAGAAGUACUUCAUCAGGCAAUCUAACGUGUCGAGGAGAAAACGACGCUCGAGCCUGUUUGAUAUUGUGGCAGAGGAAUCGGUUGAUGUGCCAAUGGGAUCAAGGGACUUCUUCACGGUCAAUGAACAACAGCCGGAAACAGAAGUAAAUGAUGCCUUGCAGCCACCUGUUGUUGACGAAGAAUGUGAAUCUAUGGACUCCACCAACUCGAAUAACGGAGACUCAGCCCCGCCAAAGCCGGAUAUUUCACAAUCACAGUCGUCUUAUCCAAUGAUAUACCCAGCCUACUUUUCGCCGUUCUUCCCGCUUUCAUUCCCCUUGUGGACAACUGGGUUCGGGGCGGACAACUCGACCAAGGAGAUGCACGAGGUGCUCAAGCCCAUGGCGGUUCACUCGAAGAGCCCGAUAAACGUGGAUGAACUUGUCGGCAUGUCGAAGCUCAGUCUAGGAGACUCCAUCGGCAACACUGGUCCCUCUUCUCUAUCGCUGAAACUGCUCGAAGGAUCUAGUAGCAGACAGUCGGCUUUCCAUGCCAACCCGGCCUCCAGCACUUCAAGAAUGAACUCGAGCAUUGUGAGUUAAUCAGAAAAAAGACAAGCGGGAAACCUUUGGCUCAAAGGCUGCGAUCUGAUCUAUCAACCGAGUGCCGAGGUGAGCUUUGUGUUAUUGUUAAUAGAAGGGAAAUAAUGUGCAGUCUGGUCUGAGCAGUUCUAGUAUAAUUGCCUUUGUAGGAUACCUUGAAUAAGGUCGUCGUCAUUCUAUUUAGUGGCAGAGAACAGUUCCUAGAUUGUAGGUUUUAGUAGCAUCUGUAGGAAAUUCAUUUGGAUCUCAUAAUUCAGUGUCUUUCUCAAAAGCUCUUUAAUGUUUACUAAGGAUAGGCCAGCA